GGAUAUACACAUGACAGGAGUAACGUGACUUGUGGGACUGGAACAUGGCGGAUGUCGAAACAGCGAAAUCUUUGAACGGUUUGCUGAAUGGAAUAGCACAAAUAGUGUAUUAUAAUAAUGCUGAAAUAACAGAGGAACUUUUGAAAAAUGAGCUUUAUCCAGACUUAACGCAGGAGGAGUUUCGCGCGAUGCAUGAAAAGAUGAAAGGUCUUUUAAAGUCCAUCGCCACUGCUAACAUGGACCAGGCCCAGCUGGAAGCCUACCUGACUGCCCAGACCAGGAAGCAGGGCACGGGGGGUGUGAGCGCCGAGCAGGCGGCCGCCCUCUCCCGGUUCUGGAAAAGCCACCGGGCCCGGGUGAUGGAGAGCCUGCUGGGCCAGAGCCGCUGGGAGCCUGGCCUGAAGGGCCUCACCUGGAGGGUGGACCUCCAGACCUCGGCCAGCAGAGGGGGGGCCACCAGCAGUCCCGUGGCCCUGGUGGAGCUGGAACUGGGCAGGGCUGGAGAGGACUCAGACUUUGUGUGUCUGGAGUUUGACGAGGCGAAGGUGAACCAGGUGCUGAAGAAGAUGGCUGAGAUCCAGGAGAGCAUCGACACCAUCGUACACCGCAGCUAGGGUCUAAAUGUGUGUGUGUGUGUGAAUAGAAAGAGAGGAAGGCUCCCAUUCUGUAGAAUAAAUUGUGGUUUCCUGUCUUUUCCUGUCAUUUCCUGUCAUUUCCCUUCAUUCUAUGACUUGGACAGGAAACAUUAGCCUGCCUUACAGCAGACAGGACAAAUAUGCCUUAUGUAGAUGUAUCUUUAUACCUUAUUUACUGUACACACUGGCUAGAAAUUGAACUGACAAGAUUUGCUAUUCUACAUGACAGACAAGCCUAUCUGUUCUACAUGCAAAAUAAUUAUCUGAAAUAUGUUGUAUGGUUGCACCCUCCUGGACAGGCCUACGUGCUGUCCCAAAUGGCCCAAUGUCUUAAAUAUCCUUAUUUUCUUGUCUCGUUUAUUUUGGAUUGAUUGGAAAGACUUUUCAUUGUUGAAAAGCAAAAUUAUGGAAAUGUCUCUGGUCAUUUAUCUAGGACAUUUUACUGAUUGACAAUAUAGAUAAGAAGCCUUUACUAGAGGAAUGUGUAGUUAAAUGCAGUAAGUCUGCUAAUAUGCGCUAUUUCUAACUGGAUAAUUGAUAGCUUCAACAUUCAAAGUAGUAGUUUUAAGGGUAAUACAAAAUAAGUAAAUGGUGCACAUUCAUGUUAUAAAUGUAUUGUUUAGUUUGUCGUUAUCGUGAUAAUUCAGUCAAUUUAUCGUGAUAUGGAUUUUUGUCCAUAUCGCCCUGCUCUAAUGGAGGUCCAUGUCAUCGUUUUUACCCCCAUUUGCAGAAUGGGAUAUCAGGCUACCUAGCUAAACACUUUGGACCAGGUGUUAAAAUGUUUUAUUAAACUGUGACAAAGUGUAUCAAAGGCUGCUUUUCAUUUUGUCUUUGUAAUUAAUAAAACAAAGUUAAAGGA
This is a messenger RNA of Coregonus clupeaformis (lake whitefish), 1494 nucleotides long. It is a transcript of the gene commd1, whose product is annotated as copper metabolism (Murr1) domain containing 1. Gene Ontology annotation, cellular component: endosome. The record is from RefSeq and is a predicted model, not a curated record. NCBI's taxonomy places the organism in Eukaryota, Metazoa, Chordata, Actinopteri, Salmoniformes, Salmonidae. The transcript is spliced from 3 exons. Bases 45 to 614 code for a protein of 189 amino acids. Gene Ontology annotation, biological process: negative regulation of protein localization to cell surface; regulation of proteasomal ubiquitin-dependent protein catabolic process; positive regulation of protein ubiquitination.